AUGGUCCAACAAGGAAGUUGGUGGACAGCUUGGGAGCUUGCAUCUGGAUGGGGUUAUUGUAAUUUGGAUCCAAACCCUGGUGCUGCUUAUUCAUUUUCUGAACAAUGGACAAUCGGUUAUAGUAUUGCUGUCGACAUGGGAAUCGAAAUAGAAGAAAUUAUUACCUUAGGUUUAGGGUUGGGUGUGUCUCUUGAGAAGUCUAUUUCAAAAAGUACAAGUAUUUCAUGUCCCUGCUCUGGACCCGAUCCAGUAUGCGUAUGGGAACAAAGUAAGAUGAAUUGGUCAGAUUCUCAAGUUCAAACAUGUACAAGAUUUUCCAAUUGCGAUGGUGGUUAUGUGACCUGUGGUGCUUGGUCAGCAUACCAGAGGACAAAUGCCCCUUAUAAGAGUGACUCCAAAUCAUUUAAUUUCGGUUGUUCCGCCGGAGUACAUGAUUGUACUGCCAAUAAUUGA
This is a messenger RNA of Scheffersomyces amazonensis, 453 nucleotides long. RefSeq lists its product as uncharacterized. The transcript has a single exon. The record is from RefSeq and is a predicted model, not a curated record. The coding region runs from base 1 to 453 and encodes 150 amino acids. NCBI's taxonomy places the organism in Eukaryota, Fungi, Ascomycota, Pichiomycetes, Serinales, Debaryomycetaceae.